Molecule: messenger RNA, 3777 nt
Organism: Hippocampus comes (tiger tail seahorse)
Lineage: Eukaryota; Metazoa; Chordata; Actinopteri; Syngnathiformes; Syngnathidae
Gene: st6gal2a
Product: ST6 beta-galactosamide alpha-2,6-sialyltranferase 2a
Exons: 6
Coding region: 559-2124 (521 amino acids)
Biological process (GO): sialylation
Cellular component (GO): Golgi apparatus
Molecular function (GO): beta-galactoside alpha-2,6-sialyltransferase activity
Source: RefSeq, a predicted model, not a curated record
AUAAAAACACUGCCAACUAGAGGGUUGGCAUGUACAUUACAUUCUUUCCAUUGUCGUAGUUCAGCUCCCAAACACUCACGGAAAUUAACAAAAAAAAAAAAAAACAAAUAAAUAAAUAAAUAGAAAUGUACUACAGUAUCGGUCUCCAAUAUUUCCCAACGUACUGUUAGACGCCAACCGUUAAACCCUUCUCGUGUGUGGCUUUGUGUAGCUCCCCGGCGGCUCCGCCCCUCUCACUCAGAUGUGCAUGCCCACCUCCCACCCCACUCCCAAAAAAGAAGAAAAAAAAACGGAAGAAAAGAAAGGGGUCCAGCAUUACCAGCAGCAACUAUGUGACAGACAGACAACGCGGAUCCUCGGCUCUGCUCGCAGGUAUCCGCGGAGGCACAACCGAAUCACCACCACCACCUCCACCUCUCUCCGGACGAUCGUGGCAGCAUUCCGGCAGCGCUUCUGAGGCACUCCAGCUGACGUCUUGGCUGACCCUGACCCACCUCCCUCUCCCCGCCCCCACCCCCCACUCCAGCUGCAGGGCGUUGUUGUCGGUGAGCCUCAGUAAUGAAGUCCAGCAUGUGGCAGUGGAGGAGGCUCGUGUUGGUGGGAAUGCUGGCCUGGGUUCUCAUCUUUCUGGCCCUUUUCUCCUACUUCCUGGAUGCCCGCGUUAACAAGUCGCCGACCUCCGUUGGCUCCCUGUUUUCCCAGCACCCCGAUACCCGCCGCCUAGCUUCCAUCCAGGCCUCCCAUCAGCAGAACCCCGUCGUACUAUCCAGCUCGACCCCCACCUUGCUGGACCCCGAGUCUCACACCACCUCUGUGGUCUCCAGCAGCAGCGCGGCCUUUGCCAACUAUGGCAGCCAGGAGGUCGGUCGGCAAGACUACAUGGACCCCCAGACUCUGGCGGCCUGGUCUUCCUUUGGCACAGAGAAUGUGGGCUCUCACUCUGACCCGGUGGUCCAAAGUCGUGAAAUGACUUCCCAUACUACGGAGCAUCACGACCGCCUGAGCAGAGCACAGCCCCAUGGAGGAGAGGAGGAGGACGACGAAGAUGAGCGAGAAAACGCGGAUGAACUGAAGACAAACAGAGUAAGAACCGAAGGUGUCAGGGCGGCUGGUGAUGCCUCCUUUAACCUGGAGGAGAACUACUCAUCCAAGUCGGCAUUGCUGUUGAAGCGCCUGUGGCAGGGCCGCUUGUCCGCCGACAUGCUGGACCCGAGGCUGCAGCAAGCCCGGAAUGAGUACAUGAAGACCAACAAACACAACGUGGCCUACAAGGGGCCCCGCCGAGCCUCUCAAAGUGCCAAGCAGCUGCUGUGUCAGAUGAAGACUCAGGCCCAGCUCAGCACCGUAGAUGGAUCGGAGAAGCCCUUCUCUUCAUUAGGAUGGGCCCGUCUCGUGCCGUCCCUCCCAUUGGAGCAGCUGCAAGGUGGGAGUAGCUUCAAGACCUGUGCCGUGGUCGCCUCUGCCGGCGCCAUCCUACGAUCGAGACUGGGCAAAGAGAUUGAUGCUCAUGACGCCGUGUUGAGGUUCAACGCGGCGCCCACCGAGGGCUAUGAGAAAGACGUGGGCAGCAAGACCACCAUACGCAUCAUCAACUCAAUGGUUAUGGCAAGUCCAAAGCGUCACUUCCAGACCAGUUCUCUUUACAAGAAUGUAACCUUGGUGGCAUGGGACCCUGCGCCUUACACUCUCAACCUUCACAAGUGGUACACCAGUCCAGACUACGACCUGUUUCGCCCAUACGUGGAACACCGCAAGUUGCAUCCCGACCAGCCCUUCUACAUCCUCCAUCCCAGAUAUAUUUGGGGCCUCUGGGAUGUGAUUCAGGGCAAUACUCAGGUGAACAUCCAGCCCAAUCCUCCGUCAUCCGGCUUCACAGGGAUCCUCCUGAUGAUGGCGCUGUGCGAGCAGGUGCACGUGUACGAGUACAUCCCAUCCAUGAGGAAGACGGACCUAUGUCAUUACUACGAGCGUUACUUUGACAUGGCCUGCACUCUGGGCGCCUACCACCCCCUCUUGUAUGAGAAGAGCCUCAUCAUGCGGAUCAACAGCGGCUCAGAGGAAGACCUGCGCAGAAAGGGACGGGUCACGCUCCCCGGCUUCCGCACCUUUGACUGUGACAUCUGAACAUAUGCGAGCUGAACCACUGAGCCUACUUGAUGUAACUUUGACCUUUUCUGGGCCCACUUAGGGUGCCGUGCAAUAAAGCCACUGGAGACGACGAGGCUGCGAUGGAGAGAUGGGGGUGGGGGUAGGCUUACAAGUUUUGGAUUAGUUUGUCGAAAAACACAAGCCAUAGACCUUCAGGGUGGUGGGGGAUCAACAGAGAGGCUUUGGGGAGAGCUUGUUUUCAUCAAGAUGUUCUUUGGGACUACAGGCUGCCGAAGGUGGGGGGGAAAAAUGCCCUCGUGACAGCUUUGAAAAAGACAUAUCUUUCUGCUUUAGCUGAGCCAUGUUAGCUAAGGAGCUGACUUGGCGUAGCCACAAAUUUUAAAGAGUUUUUGGGGAAUUUUCAACAGUGGUUUAAUUGGUGUUGUGUCUUUUUUAAUAGUCUGUGUGGUUAUCCACUUCAACACUGAUGCUCGCGGUCUAACCCGUUUUGUACUCAUCUGAAGUCAUCUGGCAAGUUGUUAUUUGCCUUUCGGGAAGUGUAAACAACUAGUUCCGUCCCCCGUUUGCCUGAUAAAACGACUUGCGGAUUCUCCCCCUAUACCUCCAGGACAUCCAGAACCGGCAGUUGCCUCCCUAGUUUAGUUGAUGUGUUAGAUGGGUGUCAAAGUAGUGCUGAAGGAUUGUCGGUUGGUGGAUAGGUAAUGGGGAAAAUAUUUUCAAUCGUGCAUUAAUUUCUGUACAUUCUUACAUAAACGUACAUCUCAAACUUGGUAACUUGUUUCAUAUUCGACGAAUGACUGUUGAACAUGUUUGUGGUUGGGGACUUGGUUCCUGUUUGACCGAAUCAGAGGAUGACAAAGUUAGACGGGAACAGCUACGAUUUACCUGUGUAUAAAAGUGAAGCUCAGCGAAGGAUACUUUGAACUUUGAACUGGAUUGCUGCUUUGGCUGAAUGGUUGUUGAUACUUCUAGCAAGAAUAUAAAAUCAUAUUUAAAGCUUAUCCUAAAUGUUCUUGAAGUAAUUUGAACUAGCAGUAGGGUAGGACAGGCAGGUAGAUAGGCAAGUUGGUUAAGGUAUACUGUAGGUUAGAAAAGUAGAGUAGGCUAUGAAAGUGUCGGGAUAGGUAAAGCAGGAUACACACAUACUGACAAUCAGACCAUAUUUGCGCCUUUUCUUUCUGAUUAAAAUCGGCAAUGGCUGGAAUUUCAGAUGUGUCCCCAAAAAAAAAAAAAAAAAAGAUCCUGGGUGACUCUCCUGUCGUGUGGCUGGGAUCAAAUGACAUUUUUGUCUUCCCAAUCUGCACAAUCACCCAGUCGUGAAUGUGAAACAAGUUGAACUCAUUCACUCCCAAAGACGGUUUUAAACGUCUUUUCAGACUUGGUCCAGAAUUGGCUGGUACUGAAUGAGUUAAUAUUUCCGAUAGCAAAUCCUUAUGAGUGUUGUCAACACAACGGUAGAGUCACAGACGCCAUGAUUGUGACUUCUUCGAUUUCUUCUUUGUGUGUUCCGGAAGUUCAGAUAUCUUGUGGUACUAUGCUGCCUUUCACAGGUCAGUAUUGGCACUACAACAGACACCUGCUUUGGGGAGGAGACUCAACGUUAUGUUUGGUGUGCUGUUUUGGUCAUAUACACCACAAACUAUGAAGUGUAUCCGAAAAGAUACAUUU